AUGGCGGAUCUCAAGUCUUCGGACUCUGCCCAAAGAGAAGUGGAUGUUGAGAAAGGAAUCAGCCCCAACGCCUCGGAUCUCGAAGGCGCAACCAUCAGACCCGAGUCUCGCCAGGAGCCAGAAGAAAACACACAAGAUGCCGACAAGGAAGCACACCACGACCCGAACGUCGUCGAUUGGGACGGACCUGACGAUCCUGAAAACCCUCAAAACUGGCCCAUGAAGCAAAAGUGGUUGAAUAUCGCUACCAUUUCGAUGUUAACCUUUGUCACACCACUUGGAUCCUCUAUGUUCGCCCCCGGUAUUCCCAAAAUCAUGGUUGAAUUUCACGAGACCUCGGCCACGGUAGCAACAUUCGUCGUCUCAGUUUACAUCCUCGGCUUUGCCUUUGGCCCCCUCAUUAUCGCUCCGAUGAGUGAGGUCUUUGGUCGCGCACGGCUUUACAUCUACGGCAACAUUCUCUUCACCAUCUUCACCGUCGGCACGGCCCUCUCGCAAAACAUGGCCAUGAUGAUGGCGUUCCGUUUCCUUAUGGGUUUGGCUGGUGCGGUGCCAGUCACCAUCGGAAGUGGCAGUAUUGCAGAUAUCAUGCCAAUUGAGCAGAGAGGUCGAGCCAUGUCCGCUUGGGCCUUAGGACCCCUUCUCGGCCCUUGUAUUGGUCCCGUCGCCGGAGGCUACUUGAUCAAGGCUGCUGGAUGGAGGUGGGUGUACUGGCUUGUGACUAUUGUGGGUGGUAUCUUCAUUCCUCUUUCUUGGUUCAUGAUGAAGGAGACCUUCGCCCCUCUCAUUCUUGAACGCAAGGUAGCCAGGCUCCGCAAGGAAACUGGCAACACGAACCUCAGAAGCAAGCUCGAUGAUGGCCAAACCACGAAGCACAAGUUCCAGCACGCCAUCGUCCGACCUAUAAAGCUCCUCUUCGUCACACCGAUCGUCACUCUCAUGGCUCUCUACGUCGCCAUCACAUAUGGUAUCCUCUACCUCCUCAUCACAACCUUCUCCUUCGUCUACAGAGAUCAAUACGGCUUCGAUGAGGGAACCAUCGGUCUCACUUUCCUUCCUGCCGGUAUCGGUAUGAUGAUUGGUGUCGGCACCUUCGGUGCGCUCACCGAUUUCAUCGUCAUCAGGAAUAAGAAGAAGGGGCUCGUUCACAGACCCGAGGCCCGUCUUACUCCGGUUUUGACCAUGCCUUGCGGUGUGGUUCUCCCAAUCGGUCUCUUCAUCUAUGGAUGGACAACUGAUAAGGGUGUUCACUUUAUCGUUCCCAUGCUUGGAGUUGUCAUUUUCGCCAUUGGACUUAUGGGUGUGAUGAUGUGCAUUCAGAACUACCUCCUCGACACAUACCCCCGAUAUGCAGCUUCUGUCACUGCCGCGCUGGCUGUUCUUCGAUCUUUAGCCGGGGCGCUCCUUCCUCUUGGAGGCUUAGAAAUGUACAACGCCCUCGGGCUCGGAUGGGGUAACAGUUUGCUAGCGUUCAUCUCGGUCGCACUCAUCCCCAUUCCUCUCGUCUUUUACAUGUUCGGCGAGCGGAUCAGAGGCAGAUUUAAGCCUAGUCUGUAA
This is a messenger RNA of Colletotrichum abscissum, 1557 nucleotides long. RefSeq names its product major facilitator superfamily transporter. Gene Ontology annotation, biological process: transmembrane transport. The record is from RefSeq and is a predicted model, not a curated record. Gene Ontology annotation, molecular function: transmembrane transporter activity. NCBI's taxonomy places the organism in Eukaryota, Fungi, Ascomycota, Sordariomycetes, Glomerellales, Glomerellaceae. The transcript is spliced from 5 exons. Bases 1 to 1557 code for a protein of 518 amino acids. Gene Ontology annotation, cellular component: plasma membrane.